GCCGAGAGUGUUGUGUGUGACGCUCCUGUGGUCCUUUCCCUCGUUCGGACAUGGAAAUAAAAUUACCUAAACAGUGACAAUGUACUUAUUUAAAUAUGGUAUUUAUAAUACAAUUUGUAUAGUGUGAAGUUAAUGGACAUGUAUUAUAAACAAUAAUUAGAAAUAAUGGCGUGGUUAUAUAGUUGUGCCAUUUGGAUAACGCUGAUAAAUAUAUCAGCGCCGAGCCAUGAAGCAAUGAGGAGGUCGAGAGCUGUGCAGAGAAUUGAUGAUUCGGCCAGUGGCAUCGUAUUCCCAGGGCAGACCUCCUUCAAGCCAAAGAUCCCUAAAGAUUGUGAAACAGUCGGCAUCUGCGAUAAUAUACCAGAAUAUCCACAUGGAUACGUAUCGCAGUUAGUAGACCGGAUGUCAGUAGUCAACUUAACCAAAUUCAACGUGGAUGUCAUAGAACCACAGAUUGCUCAGAGGAUAGGACCGGAGGAAGAAAAUCUCGAGUUAUGCAGAUCAGAGGAAUCGCUGUAUAACCCAAAAGCGGCAAAAGAUACCAACGAGCAAUGGUAUUACAUAAUUAACAAAGUUAAGGAUAUACAGCAGACCUUUCGAGUUGAUAUUUGCCAUCGGCAGAACGUCGCUUGCAAAUCGGUAGUUCAUUUUGCCCAAGGCUAUGAGGGGAUGUGCAAACAAAAGUAUAUCCUUCGCAGUAUGGUGGCGCUUGAUUACAACGGGGAAGUGAUUGAGAAACAUUUUCUCGUCCCAAGUUGUUGUUCCUGUAUUUAUAGAGUGACUGAACUUAAAUUAUAUAGUUAAGAAACUA
Papilio xuthus (Asian swallowtail) is the source of this 811-nucleotide messenger RNA. RefSeq lists its product as uncharacterized. The transcript has 6 exons. Gene Ontology annotation, molecular function: growth factor activity; Toll binding. The record is from RefSeq and is a predicted model, not a curated record. Gene Ontology annotation, biological process: central nervous system formation; innate immune response. Gene Ontology annotation, cellular component: extracellular region. Bases 166 to 804 code for a protein of 212 amino acids. NCBI's taxonomy places the organism in Eukaryota, Metazoa, Arthropoda, Insecta, Lepidoptera, Papilionidae.